Molecule: messenger RNA, 3686 nt
Organism: Phasianus colchicus (ring-necked pheasant)
Lineage: Eukaryota; Metazoa; Chordata; Aves; Galliformes; Phasianidae
Source: RefSeq, a predicted model, not a curated record
GCGGGCGUCCCCGAGGGACGAUGCCGGUGAUGAAGGGUCUGCUGGCUCCGCAGAACACCUUUCUGGACACCAUCGCCACCCGCUUCGAUGGCACACACAGCAAUUUCAUCCUGGCCAACGCUCAGGUCCGCCGUGGUUUCCCCAUUGUCUACUGCUCUGACGGCUUCUGCGACCUGACCGGCUUCGCCCGCACCGAGGUGAUGCAGAAGAACUGCAGCUGCCGCUUCCUCUGCGGGGCUGAGACCAGCGAGCCCGUCCUGCAGCGCAUCGAGAAGGUGCUGGAGGGCAAGCAGGAACAGCAGGCUGAGGUCUGCUUCUACAAGAAGGGUGGAGCUGCAUUCUGGUGCCUGCUGGACAUCAUGCCCAUCAAGAACGAGAAGGGGGAGGUGGUGCUCUUCCUUGUCUCCUUCAAGGACAUCACAGAGAGCCGGGGCAAGAGCCAUCCAAGCGACAGGAAGGAGGAGAAGCAGAGGAGCAAGAAACCUGGCAGCUCACACCUGCGGGCGGCACGGCGGCAGGGCAGGACAGUGCUGCACCGGCUCAGCAGCCAGUUUGCACGGCGGGACCGCGGUGAGAUGAAAAUCAAUCGGAACGUGUUUGAGAACAAGCCCUCCAUCCCUGAGUACAAAGUGGCCUCGGUGCAGAAAGCCCACUUCAUCCUGCUGCACUACAGCAUCUUCAAGGCUCUCUGGGACUGGCUGAUCCUGGUGGCCACUUUCUACGUGGCUGUCACUGUCCCCUACAACGUCUGCUUCACCAGCACAGAGGACAGCCUCUCGGCCGCGCGCAGCACCAUCGUCAGUGACAUCGUGGUGGAGAUGCUCUUCAUCCUGGACAUCAUCCUGAAUUUCCGAACGACGUAUGUGAGCCACUCAGGCCAGGUGGUGUAUGAGCCCCACUCCAUCUGCAUCCAUUACGUGGCCACCUGGUUCUUCGUGGACCUGAUUGCCGCACUGCCCUUCGACCUGCUCUACAUCUUCAACGUGACUGUGGUGAGGGUGGGGAGAGGGGCUCUAUGGCUGCACAGUGGGGAGCGCCUCCCAACCCAUUCUAUAGCCCACGACCCUCCUGCAGUUGUGGAGAGCGGUGGAGGGUCUCUGCCCCAGGGAAGCGGGGGGGUCCUUCCCAGCCCUUCCUGCAGCUCUGCCAGGUUCACCCUCCUGCCUGCUCCUCAGACCUCGCUGGUGCAUUUGCUGAAGACGGUACGCCUGCUGCGGCUGCUGCGACUGCUGCAAAAGUUGGACCGGUACUCGCAGUACAGCGCCAUGGUGCUGACGCUGCUCAUGUCUGUGUUUGCGCUGCUGGCCCACUGGAUGGCGUGCAUCUGGUACGUCAUCGGCCGCAAGGAGAUGGAGAGCAACGACCCGCUGACCUGGGACAUCGGCUGGCUGCACGAGCUGGGCAAGAGGCUGGAAGCUCCCUACAUCAACAACUCAGCAGGGGGGCCCUCCAUCCGCAGCGCCUACAUCGCCUCCCUCUACUUCACCCUCAGCAGCCUGACCAGCGUGGGCUUUGGCAACGUCUGCGCCAACACUGAUGCCGAGAAGAUCUUCUCCAUCUGCACCAUGCUCAUUGGGGCACUGAUGCACGCCGUUGUCUUUGGCAACGUCACGGCCAUCAUCCAGCGCAUGUACUCGCGCCGCUCGCUCUACCACACCCGCAUGAAGGACCUCAAGGACUUCAUCCGUGUGCACCGCCUGCCCCAGCAGCUCAAGCAGAGGAUGCUGGAGUACUUCCAGACCACCUGGUCGGUGAACAACGGCAUAGAUGCUAACGAGCUGCUGCGUGACUUCCCCGACGAGCUCCGCGCCGACGUGGCCAUGCACCUGAACAAGGACAUCCUGCAGCUGCCCAUCUUCGAGACCGCCAGCCGAGGCUGCUUGCGCUCCCUCUCGCUGCACAUCAAGACGUCGUUCUGCGCGCCGGGCGAGUACCUGCUGCGGCAAGGCGACGCGCUGCAGGCCAACUACUUCGUCUGCUCCGGCUCCCUCGAGGUGCUGAGGGACAGCGUGGUGUUGGCCAUCCUGGGUGAGGGCCGUCCCCACGGCGCGUUGCCGCCUGCCUGGUACGGGGCUGACGCCGCCAUAGCCCCUGCCCCAUCCCCUCCUGCAGGCAAAGGGGAUCUGAUCGGCGCCGACCUGGCCGGCAGGGACCCGGUGAUCAAAACCAACGCGGACGUGAAGGCGCUGACCUACUGCGACCUGCAGUACAUCGGGCUGCGGGGGCUGCGCGAAGUGCUGCGGCUCUACCCAGAGUAUGCCAGCAAGUUCGCAGCAGACAUCCACCAGGACCUCACCUUCAACCUGCGGGAGGGCAGCGAGAUGGAGGGGCUCGGCCGCUUCGCUCGCUCCCCGCGCCUCUCGCAGGCGUCGCAGCCCCGCUCGGACAGCGGCCCCGGCCCGGAGCAGUCCCUCCCCUGCAUCGCAGAGGACGAGGAAGAGGCGGAUGAGGUCUUCCAGCGAUCGCCCCCCGCCGUCACCCCCCGCGAACCGCUGCUGCCCCCACGUAGCAGCCCCACGCGACUCUCCGGCGCUCCUCGCGGAGACGAGCGCGGCAUCCCCAAGGCACGGCCCCGAGGGGAAGCGGGGGGCGGCGGGGGCCGGAGGGCGGUUCUCCUCGGCCCCUCCCUGAACGCCCCCGGACCCACCGAGCUCAGCCCCAGAGUGGUGGACGGAAUCGAAGACGACGGGGGGACCCGGGAGGUGCGAACCUUCUGCUUCGGCGCAACCCCUCGGCCGCAGGGCGCGCCCAGGGGCUCCCCGCCACCAGGGACUGCGGAGCGCGGCCCGGCGCUGGCGGCGGAGGUGGAGGCGGCGGAGCGCAGCAUCGUGCGGCUGAGCCGGGAGGUGCGGGGCCGCCCGGGAGUGCGGGGCCCACUCGCCCCGUCGGGGCUCACUGCUUUCCGUCCCCGUUGCAGAUCGCCCACCUCAACCGCGAGGUUUCGCAGCUCGGCCGGGAGCUGCAGCGCGUGCUGGAGCUGCUCCAGGGCCGCCCGCCGCCCCCCGCGUGUCCUCGUCGUCCGCCCGGAGCCUCGUCGCCGCCCCCCCGGCCCCCGCCGGCCCCCACCGCCUCCCGGGGCUCCACCCCCGCCCGCAGCCGCUCUGUUCCCGCAGCCUCCGGCGGCCCGGGGCUGGGCACGGAAGCACCGCGCCCGCCGUCCCCCGCCGCCCCGCAGCCCGCGCCGCGCCCGCCCGUCCCGUCCCGCAGUCCCCGACCCCGCCGCCCGCGGUGCCGCCUCGUUUCGCCCAAUCCUUCCCGGGCUGCUCGGCCCGCGCCCGCCCGCAGCCCCGCUCCGGAUCCGCCAGCGCCCGCUGAGCCUCGGGAGGGCGGAGGCACCGGGACCCCCCGACUCCGGAGGCGCAUCCAGCACGCGGUGCGGGCCCGGGUUCGCGUCGGUCCCGGCCGCUCUGCACGGAUUUUGAUACCGGUUUUGAUACUCUCCUCGCCCACGGGGCUUUUUGUAAACCCGCCCCCGGGGCCGCGCACCCCUCGUGCCCGGUGUUGGGCGCCGGCCGCCACCCGGGGCGAUGCGGGGCCGCCGCGAGCGGGGCUCGGGGGGAUGGUGGCACCCCGGGGCGGUGCCGUGCAGGACCAGCGCUGCACCCCGGGCGCUGUCCGUUGUUCUGUGCACCGGGGUCGGCAUCGCCCCUCUCCCCUCUGCGCCCCUCCGCCCCGCACAGACGGGA